AUGUCGUCUAAUUCCGGAUUACUCGAGGGUCAGGUCGGAUUGAUCACUGGAGCUGGAACUCCCUAUGGGAUCGGGAGAGAAUGUGUCAAGAAGUUUGCCUCGGCGGGAGCCAGAGCCAUCUACGCGUGCGACUUGAACCUCAGUGCCGUCGAGUCCCUACGGGAAGAAUGCAAAAAGGCCGGAUACACGUCAAUGAUCCAGGGAAAACAGCUCGACGUGUCGAGCGAGGAGCAGACCGUGGCUGUCGUCAAGGACAUCACCAAGACUCACGGUCGCUUUGAUUUCUACAUUGCGAAUGCUGGCUUUGCCAACUACCGGAGCCUUAACGACACCGAGAUGACUCACUACGAUCGUCAAGUCAAUGUCAUGACCCGUGGAGCUUUUCUCGGUAUCAAAUAUGGCAGUCAAGCUAUGAUGCUGACAUCCAAGGAAAAGCCUCGGCCAGGAGGUGUCUUUGUCGUCACCGGUUCGUGUGCUGGGUUUCUCGGCUCAUAUAGCGAUUUACCAUACGCCAUCGCCAAAACUGCCUUGCACGGUCUGGUCAGCGCUGCUUCGGUUCAAUUGUCAUCGAGUAACAUUCGUGUAAAUGGGGUGGCUCCGGGCUUCACCAAGAGUGGCAUCUUGACCAAUUCUCAAAAGGCCGAGCAAGGUGAAUACCAGAGCGGAGAGGACGAGGAGCAACUGAAGCAGAAUCACAUGUGGUUUUUUGACCGAGCAGGGCUGUUGAAGAAGCCCGAGUACUAUUACAACCGACUUCAAGAUCCAGAUGAGAUUGCCAAUGUGCAAUUGUUCUUGGCUUCAGGACUGUCUUCAUCCAUCAACGGUCAGAUGAUUCUAUGCGACAGUGGCAAGACUGCGGCCGCGACUGGGGAAGCAUGUACUGGACCUGUGGACCCAGUCCGUCCAUUGGACUUGUCGUCUACCCCUUCGGACAAGCUCAAACAGGGUCAUCUCGGAUCAAAAAGACAUUUGCGUCACGGUCAAAUUGCCAUCAUCAUGACUGGUUAUUUGCGUCUAGCCAUCGCUGCAGUCCUCGUUCUCGGGGUAUGGAGGUUGCUAAGAAUCGGUCGACGAGACCGUAGACUUCCGCCAGGACCACCGACUGUACCGAUCCUGGGAAAUGCUCAUCAAAUCCCACUGACAGGUUUGGGCAAGAAGUUCCACGAAUGGGCUCAAGAAUAUGGCAAAAUAUACUCGCUCAAAGUCUUCAACUCGACCAUGAUCGUUUUGGCAGAUCGCAAGGCCAUCUACUCGCUUCUCGACCAGAAAGGCAGCAUCUACUCGGAAAGACCAUACCUCGCCGUACCGACAUUCAUGAGUCGAGGAUGCCACAUGACCUUUGAGCAAGCCACCCCUGGCUGGAGAGAAAAACGCUCCGUCAUUACCAGAAACCUCAAUCCUCAGAAUCUCGACAAGAAGCAUUUCAAAGUUCAAGAGGCAGAGUCAAUUUUGUUCAUGCACAACCUCGUCCAACAUCCGAACCAGGCGUUCGACUACGCUCGUCUCUACGCCUCAUCCGUGGCGGCCAUCCUGGCUUGGGGAUUCCGGGCCAAAGAUUUCGACUCGUUCUUUUACAAGGACUUUUAUUCGUUCGUUGAUCAGUGGCUUGACGCUAUAGAGCCUGGUGCAAACCCCCCGGUCGAACAGCUGCCCUUUCUGUGGUACCUUCCUGGAAAGUGGAAAAAGAGGGCGAUUCACGUCAGGGGGCUGAUGGACUCGACGUGGUCCAGGGCGCGGCAGAUGGUAGAGGAUCGGCGUCAAAGAGGAGACAUUCGUGACUCGAUGAUCGAUGUCAAGCUGGCGCAGUACGAGAAGGACGGAUGGCCCAUGUCGCAGUACGCGUUCAACAACUUGUUUGGUGAAUUACUCGAGGCUGGAGCAGACACUACCGCAAACAUGCUUUUGACAAUCAUCCUGGCCGUGACCAAGUUUCCCGAGGUUCAAAUCAAGGCAAGAAAAGAACUGGAUGCGGUUUGUGGGACCGAGCGAACACCACUGUUUUCCGACUUUGACAAAUUACCCUAUAUCAACUGCAUCAUCAAAGAGGCCCUCAGAUGGCGCCCAACAUCUGAUCUUGGAAUUCCGCAUCGACUGGCCAAAGACGACUGGUACGAGGGCAUGUUUUUCCCCAAAGACAGCACGGUCUGGCUCGCCGCUUGGGCCAUUCACCAGAGUGACGACGAGUUUCCUGACCAUGACCGUUUCAAUCCGGAUCGAUUCAAAAACCACACAAAGUUGGCAAGUGACUACGCCGUGGGCCCUGACUGGCAAGGACGAGAUAAUUUACACCACUACGGAUAUGGAGCAGGUCGCCGCAUGUGUCCGGGCAUUCACCUGGCUGAACGAAGUAUGUGGCGUGUCACGGCCAAAUUACUCUGGGCUUUCGAGUUCGAAGAGAUCCCCGAGAAGCCACUCGACGUCAACGCCUACACCUCGUCGAAUCUGGUGCGGCCUUUGGAGUUUGAAGUGUCGGUCAAGCCUCGGAGUGAAGUCCACGGCGAGUGUUUCGCCGAUGACGUUCGGACUCAACAGAGAGUGACUGCCGUGACGUUUUCCCCGGACCGGACCAUCUUCGGUGUCCAGCAUCACUGGCUCCACAAGUCCACUAUUGACCCCAAGUUUCUUCAGAGAAGUAGUCCAAAGGCCCUUUUGGUUCUCGUUCAAAGGUCUGUAUCACGGGAAAUCAUGUCAGUACAGGGCAAAGUAGCGAUUGUCACGGGCGCGGGUCUUGGCCUAGGUCGACUGUACGCCCUCGCCCUGGCGGCCAGGGGAGCCAAAGUGCUGGUGAACGACUACGGCGGCGACCUUCAAGGACAAGCCGGAGCCAUCACUCGAGCACAAGCCGUGGUGGACGAGAUCACGGCUGCCGGCGGCGUCGCCGUCGCGCACAACGGCGACGUGUCCAAAGACGCCAAAGACAUUGUCCAGACGGCCGUCAAGGAAUUCGGCGGGGUGCACAUCCUGAUCAACAACGCGGGCAUCACGGGCAAAAUGAGCUCGCACGACGACGUCGACGCGGCCGCGUUCAUGCGCGUCCUGGAGAUUUCAGUCCUCGGCACGACCAUGGUCACCAGCGCGGCGUAUUCGGUCAUGGCGAAACAGCGAUACGGCAGGAUCGUGAACGUGUCGUCGAAUGCGAUCUACGGCUUCGGCGCAGGGGGGGACUGCGCGUACGGCGCGUCCAAGGGUGCCGUCUUUGCAAUCACGCGGGAACUGGGCAGGUGGUCGGAGAGAGACGGGAUCAAGAUCAACUGUGUCAUGCCGUCGGCGGCGUCUCGCAUGGGAGAUUUGUCCGAAGGCACCAAGAAGAUCACUCGCACAUACUUUCCUCCCGAGGGUGUCGUCCCGUUCGUCAUCGCUCUCUGCUCAGAUGAGUGCCCAUCAUCCGGCGAGGUCUUCUCCGCCAGCGCCAACCGGGCCGCACGCGAGACGCUGGCGACUUUUCCUGGCAAAAUCUCCGAAACCCCCGAGGGUUUCCUCGCGGACUGGGACAAGGUCUGCGGCAAGGACGAGACUCCCUUCUUGGCCAGCAGCACCCUGGAUCAAGUCAAGUACAUCAUUCGAUUGGCGCAUGGGAAGGAGAUGGAGGAUAUUCCAGAGUUUGGAAUUGCCGGGAAGUGA
Fonsecaea nubica is the source of this 3621-nucleotide messenger RNA. RefSeq lists its product as hypothetical. NCBI's taxonomy places the organism in Eukaryota, Fungi, Ascomycota, Eurotiomycetes, Chaetothyriales, Herpotrichiellaceae. The record is from RefSeq and is a predicted model, not a curated record. Bases 1 to 3621 code for a protein of 1206 amino acids. Gene Ontology annotation, molecular function: heme binding; iron ion binding; monooxygenase activity. The transcript is spliced from 15 exons.